Messenger RNA from Myxocyprinus asiaticus (Chinese sucker), 1592 nucleotides. RefSeq names its product ADP-ribosylation factor-like protein 2-binding protein. Bases 306 to 857 code for a protein of 183 amino acids. The record is from RefSeq and is a predicted model, not a curated record. Gene Ontology annotation, cellular component: mitochondrial intermembrane space. Gene Ontology annotation, biological process: positive regulation of tyrosine phosphorylation of STAT protein; maintenance of protein location in nucleus. The transcript has 7 exons. NCBI's taxonomy places the organism in Eukaryota, Metazoa, Chordata, Actinopteri, Cypriniformes, Catostomidae.
AAAACAGUACGCGUUUCCCCGUUGUCGUGGCUGCAGCGACUUCUGGAAGACCGUUCGGGUGAUUUCUGAUGGAUGCUCGAGAGACAGAUCACGCUCCAGUGGGCCGCCAAGCACCUGCUCGACCAUCUAAUUAAUUGAAAUCUGCCAGACCAGUUUGUCAUCCGAUGUGCUGUUGCGUGCGUUCGCUGGUUAUUUAAGUGCAAGCCGUGGUUUCUGUAGCUCUGACAUCUAAAAGUCAAUUCUUUUAUAUUUGCUUUUUAUGAAACCCACCAGAACUGCUGGGUGCCAGCGAGAACAUAGUUGAGAUGCAGAAUUUGGAGGAGGAGGACUUUGCCGUUUCAAAGUCAUCAGAUGCUGAUGCAAAAUUUGACAUGGUGAUUGGGAACAUUGAAGAUAUUAUAAUGGAUUCACCCAACUACAAUAAUCGCUGUGGUCAAACUGAUGCAAUUUUCUUACCAGAGGAUGAAUUCCAACAUCUUCAGCAGUCUUUCAUGGAAAAAUAUUACCUCGAGUUUGAUGAGUCAGAGGAGAACAAGCUCAGCUAUACGCCUAUUUUUAAUGAAUAUAUUGAAAUACUAGAGAAGCACCUGGAACAACAGUUGAUAGAACGAAUUCCUGGUUUCAACAUGGAUGCCUUCACCCAUUCUCUUAAGCAGCACAAAGAUGAAGUCUCAGGUGACAUACUUGACAUGCUGCUAACCUUCACUGACUUUAUGGCCUUUAAAGAAAUGUUCACUGAUUACAGAGCAGAAAAGGAAGGUCGAGGAUUGGACCUUAGUACCGGGCUGGUGGUGAAGUCUUUAAACUCUGCUUCCUCUUCACCUUUGCACUCCAGCAUUGCCUCCCAAUCUAGCUGAACCAAUGAAAAUGGAUACCUUAUGUAAAUGAACAGUUAACAUGGAUGUUUUUACAUGUUUAAAAAGACCCACCUUAUAUGUUGUAAAUUCCUUUGACAAAUCCCAGAGGAAAAUGUUCACUGUUAUACCAAUUUGCCAGAAGGGAAUCCAAGUUUAAUUUAGGUUAAUGUUUAAACUUAACACUCUGGUAUGAGUCUUCUAAGAGUAUUCAUGUGCUCUGACAAGAAAUCCAGACUUUCUUAGGUGUCAGUCCUUCAUAUCUUGUUGGCCUACUGUGCAGCAAAACAUUAUUGCUGUUGCUGGCCACAUUGAUGUAGAAAGCUGUAGUGAAUAGAGAGCUCUGCCUAAAGUCUGCAAACCUUCCUCAGAUAAGUGUGCUCAAUGUGGCCAGUGUAUAUAAUUUCAUUGAAGAACCCCUUACUUUUCCCCACUCUAUUUUAUGCCUUUUAAUAUUACAAAAAUAAUUCCUUUCACUUGAUUAAUAAAAAGGGCUUUUGCAAUUAAAAUGUAAGCUCAUUAAGUAUUAUACAAUGUUCCUGGUAUGAUGACAAUUUCUAAAUUGUUUUAGAACCCUUCGAUCAUUGACAGGACUUGAGGAUUCCCCCGGUGAAACAUAGCAUUCAAAAAUAUACAAUUACUAGGCAUUAGAAGCAGCAUGGCACUGAUGACAGAUUUCCUACUGCUUUAAAAAAAAAAAAAAAAAAAAAAAAAAAGAAAAUUGCAAAUAAUGUCAUU